AUGACAUUCAUCCGCGUUCAACUGUUUUUGGCCCAGUUCGACCAUUGCUUCUUUGCAGAAUUAUUGUUGUUCUCAUUCAGACUUGUCCUACGUUUCCCUAUUGAAUUCUCUCUAUAUAUUCGUGUUGGCUGUCUGUUUUUCAGUUCCGGAUGUUAUCAAUCCGACAUCCGAUCAUGCUGCAUGCUUGCACUUAGUGGGGAGGUCGACUGGAUAACUUUUACUUGGCUCACUCAUGGUCCGAAGUAUGCCUCUCCGACAAUUAUCAACAUCCUAGGAAUUGGUUUAGAAAUUUUCGUUUCUGAUACACUUCGCCAGCAUGUUAUAAGGAUAAACGAACCUUCUCUUACGACAAUUCGAACGAUCUCAAACUACCGAGGAGCGGAAGAUCGUGCAGUUUUCCUGUCUCUUGACCCAUUUCAUGAAUUGAGCAAGGCAUGGACAGAUAGGGGUGGUCAAGGUCCAAGGAAAGAUACAACCCCACAGUUACGUCUAGACAUUGGUAGUCGACGAAUGCGUGCCUGGAUGACCCCGGGACUCGCAACCUUCCAAGCUAGGACAAUCUUCCGAGGUUAG
Molecule: messenger RNA, 573 nt
Organism: Lindgomyces ingoldianus
Lineage: Eukaryota; Fungi; Ascomycota; Dothideomycetes; Pleosporales; Lindgomycetaceae
Exons: 7
Coding region: 1-573 (190 amino acids)
Source: RefSeq, a predicted model, not a curated record